CAUGUACACUGCAGCAGGGCAGAUGAGGGCUUGUGCUGAAAUCAUGUAUCAUACUACACUUUAGCCCGUUAUCUGUAAACAGACUGAUGGGCACCGUUUUAAUACAGUAUCAAUAACGUAUUGAAGCACAUAAAUAAUAAUUUGAACAAUAGUGCUUUCAAUAGAUACAAUUUAAUGUAUGGAUCUCUAAGCUAGCGGGAUAGCUCUAGUGCUAGCCUGUUAGCAUUGCGGUGAGCUCAACCACCUUGGAGGACGAAGCUCAACUUCCUGUAGGCGUGAGAAUCACGACAGACCGCGGUCUUGCGGGCCUCGUCGGGGCUUGUGUUUCCAUUGUAACCAGCUGCACUGGUAAACUGCAGAAUGGCAGACAGUGCCAGUCUACAGUUUGUGAGCCUGUAUGCCUUUGAGGCCAUGCAAAAGGUAGAUGUGGCCAGGCUGGCAGCAUUGAGUGACCCAGAGUUGAGGCUUCUGCUGCCCUGUCUGGUGAGGAUGGCUCUCUGUGCCCCUGCGGAUCAAAGCAAUGCCUGGGCACAAGACAAGAAACUCAUCCUGCGACUGCUGUCAGGGGUGGAGGCGGUGAAUUCCAUUGUAGCGCUGCUGUCUGUGGACUUCCAUGCUUUGGAACAGGAUGCUAGAAAAGAGCAGCAGCUAAGGCAUAAGGCUGGAGGCUCUAAUGGCGAGAGCAUCCUGGUGUCUCAGCUGCAGCAUGGCUUGACUCUGGAGUUUGAGCAUAGUGAUCCUCUCAGGAGACUCAGACUGGCUCUCAGUGAAUUGCUGGCCAUCAUGAACAAGGUGGCUGAUUCUAAUGGGGAGUUUUUCCUGAAGUCUUCUGAGCUGUUUGAGAGUCCGGUGUACUUGGAGGAAGUGGCCGAUGUUCUCUGCAUUCUACAAGCAGAGCUGCCGUCUUUGCUGCCCAUCAUUGAUGUUGCUGAGGCCCUGCUUCACAUGAGGAAUGGAGAGUGGUUCUUGUGUCUGCUGGUGGCAAAUGUCCCAGACAGCUUUAAUGAAGUGUGCAGGGGUUUGAUAAAGAAUGGAGAACGGCAGGAUGAGGAGAGCGUGGGUGGUAGACGCAGGACAGAAGCUCUCAGGCAGCUGUGUCAGAUGAACCCCUCUCAGGCUCUGAACAUCAGGGCCAUGGCGGUGGAGGAGUGUUACCUGCCAGGUCUGGGUGUUGCUCUCACACUAGACUAUAAGCCAGACACUGCAGAUGAGGCGGUCAGUCCUUUGGUGUCUUAUGUUAGCGGCCUACUCCUGGGCACCAAUGGAAAAGUGCGCACCUGGUUCAGUAUGUUCAUUCGGAAUGGUCAGCAGAGGAAACGAGAGAGCAGCUCUGUGCUAUGGCAAAUGCGAAGGCAGCUAUUGUUGGAGUUUGUGGCCACCUUACCUCGCUCCCGCAGCACCCACGUUUCCAACGACAGUGACAUGGACACGGAGAGCAGCUCAGGGUAUUCUGGUCUGCGGGAUGAGCAUGUGGUGAAGGCCAGCGCGCUGCUACGACUCUAUUGCGCACUCAUGGGCAUCGCUGGGCUCAGACCCACAGAUGAAGAGGCAGAGCAGCUGUUACAGUUGAUGACCAGCCGUCCGCCAGCCACGCCUGCGGGUGUGCGCUUUGUCUCUCUGUCCUUCUGCAAACUGCUGGCAUUCCCCACACUCGUCAGUACUCCAGAGCAGGAGCAGCUGAUGGUAAUGUGGCUCAGCUGGAUGAUUAAAGAGGAGGAGUAUUUUGAGAGUGCCGCCGGUGUCUCUGCCUCUUUUGGAGAGAUGCUAUUACUGGUUGCCAUGUAUUUCCAUAGCAACCAGCUCAGUGCCAUCGUUGAGCUGGUUUGCUCCACCCUGGGGAUGAAGAUCGCCAUCAAACCCAGCUCACUGAGCAAAAUGAAGACCAUUUUUACCCAGGAAAUCUUCACGGAACAGGUGGUCACAGCGCAUGCGGUGAGAGUGGCAGUUACCAACAACCUCAGUGCCAACAUCACAGGAUUCCUUCCCAUCCACUGUAUAUACCAGCUUCUGAGGAGCAGAGCCUUCACCAAACACAAAGUGUCCAUAAAGGAUUGGAUCUUCAGACAGUUGUGUGAGACGACCACUCCGCUCCACACUCAGCUCCUUCCAUUAAUUGAUGCUUACAUUAACUCCAUCCUGACCCCUGCUUCCAAGACCAACCCUGAGGCCACCAACCAGCCAAUCACAGAGCAGGAAAUCCUUAAUGUGUUCCAGGGCUUUGCAGGGGGAGAUGGAGGGAAGGUUCGGUCUCAGUACACCAUCACCACUCAAUUGCUGAUUCUCUACUAUAUCUUGUCCUAUGAGGAAGCUCUGCUUGCUAAUACAAAGACUUUGGCACUGAUGAAGAAGAAGCCAAAAUCAUACUCACCGGCCCUCAUGGACCAGAUCCCCAUCAAACACCUCAUCCGCCAGGCACAGGGACUACAGCAGGAGCUGGGAGGCCUUCACUCUGCUCUGCUGCGUCUGCUGGCCACAAACUACCCUCACCUUUGUUUGGUGGAGGAUUGGAUCAGUGAAGAGGAAGUGACCGGCACUCUGCCCUUACUGAGGAAGAUGCUGCUGACAUCCUCAUCCUGCAAAUACUCACAGACACAGUUACGAGAGGCAUUCCAGAACAUUCUCUCAGGUGGUCCCAGACUGCUGCGUAUCUUAGAACACCUGACACUGCUCUCUGCAGGAGAUCAGAUCCCAUACGCAGAGGUUCUCACCGGCAGCAUGGGGCUACUGUUAGAAUACGGUGUCUCUCGUAGAAUCCUACAGACGGUUAAUAAACUCUGGAUGGUACUUAAUACAGUUAUGCCACGCAGGCUGUGGGUGAUGACAGUAAAUGCUCUGCAGCCCUCAGUAAAGCUCCUCCAUCAGCAAAGAUACACUCAGAAUGAUCUGAUGGUAGAUCCUCUCAUUGUUCUCCGGUGUGACCCCAGAGUCUUCAGGUGUCCUCCUCUCAUGGACAUCACUGUUCAUAUGCUCAAUGGAUAUCUGCUGGCAUCUAAGGCCUAUCUUAAUGCUUACCUGAAGGAGACAACUGAAUUUGAGCGACAGGCUCAGACCGUCUCAAACCUUGGGCUCAGCAGCCAACCUGAUGCUCCAGAGGUCACCAGAGAGGAACUGAAGAGCGCUCUACUGGCUGCUCAGGACAGUGCAGCAGUACAGAUCCUGCUGGUGGUGUGUUUACCAUCCCCACAAGAGGAACUGCAGCUGGGAGGAGGUAGAGGAACAGACAGCCUGUUGAGGAGUGUUCAGUUGGCUCCAGGUAUUGCCGUGCGGAAGCAGGUGGGAGACGCAGGGGCUGGGCGAGUGGCCCAGGGGGAGCACGAUACAGAGGGCGGACUGCUCAAUGACCUGAGGGAGGUGCAGUGUCUCAUCUGCUGUCUGCUGCACCAAAUGUUCAUCGCAGACCCCAACAUCGCCAAACUAGUGCACUUCCAGGGUUAUCCACAGGCUCUGCUCCCUUUGACAGUUGCAGGAAUUCCUUCCAUGCACAUCUGUCUAGAUUUUAUCCCAGAACUCCUAGCUCAGCCGCAGCUGGAGAAACAGAUCUUUGCCAUACAGCUGCUGUCCCACCUGUGCACCCUGUACGCACUGCCCAAAUCCCUGAGUGUGGCACGACUUGCCAUUAGUGUGAUGGGUACUCUCCUCACAGUACUGACCCGUGCCAAGCGUUUUGCAUUUUUCAUGCUGACUCUGCCAUGCCUGGUUUCCUUCUGCAAGGCUUUCCCUCCCCUCUUUGAUGAUGUCAUGUCCCUGCUGGUGCAAGUGGGACAGGUGUCUGCUGCUGAUGUCACCACCAAGACCAGAGACAUUGACCCUCUCAUCGCCCGGCUCCAGUAUCUGAACGAGAAGCCACAGGAAAUACCACCAUCAGAAUCUAAACUCAGAUCUGCAGAUGAGCUGGGUGGAGCCGACCCUGAUGUACAACUGUGCUAUCAGAUAGAGGCCACCUUCAUGGAGAUCAUCAGCUCAAGCACACAGGCACUGUGAAAGCAAAAACAGACAAAUAAAAAAAUGUCCUGGUGGAACUAUGGACAAGUCUGAAUGGAUAGGGUUAGGUUUAAAUGGGUUUUGAAUAUUCCCAUAUAAAUAUUAAAGUGAUAGUUCACUCAAAAAUUCAAAUUCUGUCAUCAUUUACUCACCCUGUUGUUCCAAUAACUGUAUGAAUUUCUUUAUUCAGUGGAGAAUGUUAGAGACUGACAGCCUCACUCACCAUUCACAUUCAUUGCUUCUUUUUUUUUUUUUUCCCAUACAAUGAAAGUAAAUUGUGACUGAGACUGUCAGUCUCUAACAUUCUGCCUAACGUAACCCUUUGUGAUACAUGGAAAAAAGAAAACAUGUAGGUUUGGAACAACAUGAGGGUGAGUAAAUGAUGACAGAAUUGUUAUUUUUGGGCCAACUAUUCCUUUAAGUUUCGUGUUACAGGACUCUGGGUCAUAGAAAUGUAACAAAGCAUUACAUUGAUAGGAAAGGAGUUGGAGCUGUUAGUGGUGGGGCCAAUUCAGAUUAAAGUCAGUCCACUCAUGGAUUUUUUUAUGCAUAUUCUCCAAGCCAAUGCUCCAACAACUCCAAGCCAAUACCACAAUAGCUCUUUUGAUGAAGUUUGGAAAAAGUUUACUGUUCUUGCAGUUGAAUGGUCAAAAUCAUGGACUACCAUUUUUAAAGACAAAGGACAAAAGGGACUGAAAGAUUUUGUGAGGACGCAUAUUGGACUCCAUAUCCCGUUGCCAGUGAAAACCCCCAUGUCUCUGUUCUCUAUACUGGACUCAGAAUUACCUUUGAUUUUCCAGGAAACGUCUUUUGAGUGUAAAGUGAAUUAUGCGUGUCAUUCUCUGGCCAGUCCUUAAGGGUUGGCUUAAUUCAGGUCACGAUGCAGGUUGUUGUAGAUGUAGUUGACAUUUUCUAAAUGGUGUGUUAACUUGCUAGUUAAGUGUAUAUUCGAGUGUGCGAUAUGUGUGUCCAGGGCACUUAGCAGUGAAAUUAUCGGUCUGUUUUCUAGACCAGCAUUUAAGAGUACUUUCUUCACUAAAAUCUUUGUGUAAUGUCUCGAUUUAUUUUUGAACACCUUGGUUUUGUAUACACGUCAGGCUUAAAUUUGUAACAUUUAUAUUAAAACUUAAUUUUAGAACGUCUUUUUCUCAAUUUUGAUCGGAUAAAAUAUUUAUUCAGGAAAGCCAAACAAAUAAUCAAGAAACGAAGUAGACAAUUUAACUGGGGUAAAAUAACUAAUUUGACAGAUUUUAGGCUGCCAAAACAAAACUACAAGUAACAAAAGUACCAACAACACAUCUAAUUAUUUUUGUAAUAUAUUCUUCCAUUGCUAGCAUGAGCAUUUCAUUCAUCCCAUAGUAGUUAAGGGUGAACUUAAUACUGAUUAUUGGAAGAAUAUACACAUAAUUAGCAAGAUGAUUAGGCUUUACCUUUAGAGUUUACCCUAUUGCACAUGGGCCGUUUAAUAGUUUCUAAAUCUUUUGAAUCACCUGUGAGGAAUGUUACAUUCAUAUAACAUAACAUAUACAGUAUAUUUCUAUGCAUAACGUACUGUAUGUACAUAACAUAUCUUUCAAAUCCAUAUGGGGGCGCCCUUGUCACAGGGAAAAGAUCGCAUUCUGGCUGAGCUGUAAUGGAGCAUACAGUACAGAUGGAAAUGCUUAUAUAUUUUAAAUUACAUGAUUAAUGACUGGCAUGCAACAAAUAACUCCUAACUCGCAUGCUCCUUUAGUCAGAUUUUAUUGGCAAUCAGACCAGGUCAUGCAAAGAUUUGAAGAUGGCCCACAAUACUUCACAUCAAAGAAGAUAAAUCUGGUAAAUACAAAAAUGUUCAUUUUCGAGAGCCAAAUUAGACUUCAACUAGUCUCAACUUUGUGAUAUUCUAAAAAUUACCCAUAUUAGCUUUGUUUAAGGGGGUUUGCCUCUUUAUUAGGCACACGCAAUGGAGAUGGGGAAUGCAGUCAGGAUAUGUUGCAGGUAGGACUCAAACCUGCAUCACCUA
Myxocyprinus asiaticus (Chinese sucker) is the source of this 5983-nucleotide messenger RNA. Its product is annotated as integrator complex subunit 2-like. The record is from RefSeq and is a predicted model, not a curated record. NCBI's taxonomy places the organism in Eukaryota, Metazoa, Chordata, Actinopteri, Cypriniformes, Catostomidae. Gene Ontology annotation, cellular component: integrator complex. The coding region runs from base 361 to 3981 and encodes 1206 amino acids. The transcript is spliced from 25 exons. Gene Ontology annotation, biological process: snRNA 3'-end processing.